AAAUAUAUAUAAAACACAGGAAAAUCACUUUUGACUGCACUUGGCCUUUAAUGAGUAAAAACAUCAUAGUAUUAGGAAUUUCGUAGUAAGUCAUGUCAAUGAGUCAGUCAAAUUUGUAUUGUUUAAUAAGUAAAUAAUAAAUGAUCACUACCUAAAGAAUUCAAUUCACCACUCUAUUUAGUCCAGAGUUGUCCUUGGUCAGGUCACAUGGUCAGGAAAAAAAAUAACCUGUCUCACUGGCCUUAACCAAAGAUGGUGGUAUAUACUUAAUCUCUAUACUGUAAUUACGUUAAAAUGUUUGGGAAUCGGCUAUUGAAAGUGUUAAGAAGGAAAGCCCACCACACUGGGGUAGUAAUAAACCGGAGGUGAUUUAGAACAACUCUGGAUUCUGAUUAGCUGCUUGGAAGGAAAGUCACCCAAAUGCUGAGAGGCUGAGAGAGAGAGAGAGAGAGAGAGAGAGGGAGAGAGAGAGAGAGAAAAUUCCAAGAGGAUCUGAACGGGAGCAUAGGCUACUAGUCCCUGAGCUGCUGAUUUAAACAGGACACUCAGAAGAGUAGCGGGAUACUGAGUUGAUGGAUCUUUCUUGAGGCGUUGAAUACUUAGGGGUUUCGCAAAUAAAAACAAAUCCAACCAAAUUGCUGGAUUUCUAGGUUUUCUGUUUUCACUGAGGGAUUGGCUUUAAAGAUGAUCUUGACUCGUUUUUGUCGGAUCCUUAACUAACUCAGACAGGAGCCGCUGUUCAUGGAGAUCUGGACACUUCUAUGCCUGGCUCAUAUAUCACAGCUGCCCUGCAGGAAUUGAAGCCACUAAUGACGACCCCAGCGAUGGAGGAGGAGGCGAGGCCUGUAGAGAAAGGGGCUACUCUUACAUCCCGUCUCUCCAGAGCACUCGAUCUCCUCACUGGGGACAUGCGUGUGUAUGGAGAAUGGAUCAAAAAGCAGGUUGUGGUGGUCCAGGUGGUGGACUGGGUCCUACGUGGGGUGGCCCAGGUCAUGUUUGUCAACAACCCCCUCAGUGGGCUGCUCAUCACGUUUGGCCUGGUGCUGCAGAACCCCUGGUGGGGCCUGAACGGACUGCUAGGAUCCCUCGCUUCCACACUGUCUGCACUCCUGAUUGGACAAAACAGGGGGGCCAUAUCUGCUGGUUUAUAUGGCUACAAUGGGACCCUGGUUGGAAUGCUGAUGUGUGUCUUCUCAGCCAAAGGGGACUGGUACUGGUGGCUUCUGCUCCCUAAUAUGUUCACGUCCAUGUUAUGUCCGAUAGUCUCCAGUGCCCUGGGCUCAGUGUUCAGCAAAUGGGACCUCCCUGUGUUCACUCUACCGUUCAACAUCCUUAUGUGUUUGCACAUGGCUGCCAUGGGGUCUAACCACCCCUACUUUCCAGAGGUGCUAAUCCAGCCAAAGUCCUCCCUCCAUCUGAACUCCACCUUGGCAGAACCAAGCAUACCUCAGCUCUUGGUGGCGGUGCCAGUUGGCGUGGGUCAGGUGUACGGCUGUGACUGCCCCUGGAUCGGAGGAAUCUUCAUCGUAGCCCUGCUGCUCUCCUCCCCAACCAUCUGCAUGCAUGCUGUACUGGGCUCUAUUAUUGGCGUAGUGUCCGGUCUUGCUCUGGCUGCUCCUCUUGAGGACAUCUACUCAGGACUGUGGGGCUACAACAGUUGUCUAUCCUGCAUCGCUAUUGGAGGGGUGUUCUAUGCACUGACAUGGCAGAGUCAUCUACUGGCUAUUACCUGUGCCUUUUUCUGUACAUACAUAAGUUCGGCCAUCUCAAAUCUGAUGUCCAUAUUUGGGCUACCAGCAUGCACCUGGCCUUUCUGCCUGUCCGCCCUCACCUUCCUCCUCAUCACCACGGAAACCAGAGCCAUCCACAGACUGCCUCUGUCGGCCGUGACGUACCCGGAGGAGAACAGGCGCUACUACAGAGAGAGGAGAGGCUCUAUGAAAGUUGAAGAUCACCAGGAGGAUCAGCAGAACAUCAGUAAAGAGGAGAAACUGCUGGAGGAGAGAGAAGAGAUAAGGACUCAUAUCAGCCUGUCAGUAGAGUAGGGUGUAUUCUGAGGAUACGGAGUGAAUAGCCUAUCUCUCCGUGAAUGCUAGUAGCCCAUGGAAAAAUUAUAGGAAAAUGUUAGCAAAUGAUAGUAAAGUCAACUCUGGAGUUUGAGACAUUGAAAACAUAUUGGCUGGGAUAUCAAUAGCUAUUGUCUUACAGUCAAAGAAACCUCUGACUUCAUUAAUUUCAGCUUCCUCUAAUGUUUUGAAAAGCACUGUUUUUCUAUCCUGGAAUCCACACUGAAAAUGAUUCCGGGCUAGAGUUUCACUAUAUUCCACAAAUACUUUCGCAAUGAGCCUAAUAGCCUCUGGACUACAACAACUUUAGCAUCCUUACAUUGGACUCAAUAUUUUAUUGUAGAAUUUAUAGUUUUGAAUUGCUAGUACACCUUUUUAAAUAUGGGCUUUGGAUUCAGACUGCACCACUAAUUUGUCAUAACUUUAUUGCUCAGUAGAGGGCAGCACUCACCAAGGGAAGCUGAUGCUACUGCUGUGUCUGAAGGACACAUUUUUGGAAUCUCAAAAUAAGCGCUGUUUAUAUUGAACAAAUUCUGUUACAAGACUGUUUUCUUAUUCUAUUUAUUAGAUUAGUAGAGAGGUGAGGGGGGAUACACGUGAACAGAAAUACAACAUUCCUUCUCUCUGGAUGUGGAGAGGAAUUUACAGUGCAGUAGAUCGUCACAGCAGUUCAGCCAGUGAGGAGUUAAAGGGCGCUCUCAUAUAGUGCUCUACCAGCAAAACCAGGCUAUUUUCAGACAGGUACUGUACAUCACUGGCCUCGCCUCCUCUGCACUUGGAGGUAGACACAUAUUAUUGGAGAGGACAGUGAUGGAUGUGAAGAAGACACAUUUGUGAGAGAUAUUCUCUGAAACAUGUCCACGAUCCUCUCUCUUUGUUUCACCAGUCCCCUCCCAACAUCAGGUGGGAUGUGACUGCAUAAACUAUAGUGUGUGUGUGUGUGUAUGUAUGUCUGUACAUAUUUUGUCUGUGUUAAACCGUGACACGUUCACACGGUCCAGCUGCAGUGACAGUCACACUCCCAGACGUGUGUGAGAGUCGAAGCAGACAGGAGAGAGGGAGGGGAAUAGAGCAGAAAGAAGAAGAUGAGGGGUUGGGCGAGGAGAUUUAGAAAAAGGAUUACUAGACUAAAAAUGAACUGAAUCACGUUCUUGCUAGUCCUCUUCCUCACAUCCUCCACACUCAUAAAGACAGCCCUGGGAACUGGUCGUCACGAGUUACCACAGCCACAAAGUUAUAAUUAUGGCUAAA
Coregonus clupeaformis (lake whitefish) is the source of this 3317-nucleotide messenger RNA. RefSeq names its product urea transporter 2. Gene Ontology annotation, molecular function: urea transmembrane transporter activity. The record is from RefSeq and is a predicted model, not a curated record. The transcript has 12 exons. Gene Ontology annotation, biological process: urea transmembrane transport. Gene Ontology annotation, cellular component: membrane. The coding region runs from base 762 to 2045 and encodes 427 amino acids. Lineage: Eukaryota; Metazoa; Chordata; Actinopteri; Salmoniformes; Salmonidae.